AUGAAAGACAGUGAAUUCGUUGGAGGAAAGCUAAAACUGAAGGCUUCGAAAAUUAAAAAAAGUAGCCACUCCAAAGGGUCCAAGAAUAAUUACGAUGAAGAAGAUGGGACAAUGUACAAUGACCAAGGGUAUGCUCAGGGCAAGGACUAUGACAUGAGUGCAGAUGGAAGAACAAGUGUACGUGAAAGUGAAAGAGAGACUGGGAAGGAUGGCAUGGGAAAGCUAUCCGAUGAAACAAAAUUGAAGGAAGUUUUGGAACUGAACUUAACCGAGGCGGAAAAGGCGUAUCAGCUGGUAUUAAAGAAAAGGGAGAAGCAACGAAUUGAAAAAAUUUUGAAGGAGAGUUAUCGUGACAGACUGCAGAAGUUUAAUGACAACUUAGCUUCCCUCAGCGAGCACUUCGACAUUCCGAAGGUUGGGCCUGGCUAG
Messenger RNA from Plasmodium coatneyi, 429 nucleotides. RefSeq lists its product as uncharacterized. The coding region runs from base 1 to 429 and encodes 142 amino acids. The record is from RefSeq and is a predicted model, not a curated record. The transcript is spliced from 2 exons. NCBI's taxonomy places the organism in Eukaryota, Apicomplexa, Aconoidasida, Haemosporida, Plasmodiidae. Gene Ontology annotation, cellular component: nucleolus.